UUGUUUUUUUUUUUUUUUUUGGGAAAGAUGAUUACUGUAUAAAAAGGUCUCAAGUCUCAACCAUUCUCUUUCUCUCUCUCGCUCGCAUCACUCUUCGAUUUAACCGACGGCUUAAACUCUCCGGCGGUGAGCUUCACUGUAAAAGACGAAGAGAGCGAUGGAGGCUGGGAACAGUGACAAGGAGGAGUCACACGUUCUUGAGCUCAAUCUCAUCUCGGCGCAAGGACUCAAAGAACCGACGGGAAAGCUCCGGCGAUUGCAGACUUACGCAUCUGUCUGGGUUGAUUCCUCCAACAAGCUCCGGACUCGGAUUGAUCGUAUCGGCGCUGAGAAUCCGAUUUGGAACGACAAAUUCGUUUUCCAGGUAUCUUCGGACUUCCUCUCUAGCGAAACUUCCGGCGUUUCCAUCGAGAUCUAUGCCGUUGGUUACUUGCGGGAUCAUCUGAUCGGAACCGUACGCUUCCUCGUGAGUAACUUCCUCCCAACCGCCGCCGUGAAGGUCCCGUCUCUCGUCGCGCUUCAGAUCCGUCGCCCUUCUGGAAAGUUCCACGGCGUUCUUAACAUCGCCGCCAUGGUGAUCGACGCUUCUGAACUCCCGGAUGAUUUCUUCAAGUCCGUUCAAGAAAAAGUGGCGGAGAGCCGUCGGAGUCGAAGGAUGAGAAAGUCAAGAUCUGCGAUCAGUUCGUCGGAGAACAGUCUCGCUGAUGACGCCGAGAGUUCGAAAGAGAAUUCGUUAACCGGAUCGGUGAAUUUCUCCGACGACGGUACGGACUCGACGGCGUCUUCUCCUCUGCCGUCUCCACUCAGAGACUGGAACGCAAUUCGAAAUCUGGCGGGAAAGAAUCACAUGCGAUCGUCAUCGGACGGCGGAGGAUUUAUGUGCUGUUUCUUGAUGAAAUCGUCGGGCAUGUCGAGGAAGAGAAGUGAUGGACGGCUGAGAUCUGUUAUCUGAUUCCCACGGUUCAGAUGUCUUUUGGUUUAUAAACCACAUGUCUUCGCCACGUGCACCUCUAUCAACGGUUCAGAUCUCACUCAACCUUACGCCGUGUUGUUUAGGCAGUUAUGGCGGUUAUGAAACUAACAAAUUCUCUUAGUUUGGAAUUUUCUUAUUUUUGCCAACACUCA
Messenger RNA from Eutrema salsugineum, 1125 nucleotides. RefSeq lists its product as uncharacterized. The record is from RefSeq and is a predicted model, not a curated record. NCBI's taxonomy places the organism in Eukaryota, Viridiplantae, Streptophyta, Magnoliopsida, Brassicales, Brassicaceae. Gene Ontology annotation, biological process: defense response.